AUGCCACCUAUUGAGUCCCCCCAAUUGCGUUUUCUUAGUGAAGCUGCACUGCUCUUAGGGUCGCGCAGCCCGUCCACGUCGGCGCAUCUGUUAGAUGCCCAUACCCGUAUCCUCCACAACGACCACAAAUCUCUCAAUGUGCGACAGCAGAAACAUCACUGUGGAGCUUGCGGUAGCCUUAGGAAGUUACAAUCUACUCUAGUUGAUGUUAAACCCCGAAAAAAGUCUGCGCCAGGCUCCGGCGCAAAGGUGUACAAGUGUGCGCGCUGCCAGCAGCGCACUGUGAUCCCGAGCAGGAAGACAGUACCAAAGCGUACGUAUGUGACAUCUGCGCCAGCUGAUUCUUCGAUCGCUGUAUCCGCUCCAUCUACAGCUACGAAGGCCUCUGCGCCGUCUCCUUCCCAGCGAUCAACGCCCCAACCCAGCAAAGCGGAUGACAACGCUGGUAGCAAGAAGCGAGCUAAAGCACGAAAGCAAGGUGGUCUUCAGGCAUUACUUGCCUCUAAAAAGAGUGCGCAACCUUCACUUGACCUGCUCGACUUUUUGCAGUAA
Messenger RNA from Penicillium maclennaniae, 552 nucleotides. RefSeq names its product ribonuclease P Rpr2/Rpp21/SNM1 subunit. Lineage: Eukaryota; Fungi; Ascomycota; Eurotiomycetes; Eurotiales; Aspergillaceae. The transcript has a single exon. The record is from RefSeq and is a predicted model, not a curated record. The coding region runs from base 1 to 552 and encodes 183 amino acids. Gene Ontology annotation, biological process: RNA processing.